This is a messenger RNA of Cephus cinctus (wheat stem sawfly), 2944 nucleotides long. RefSeq names its product protein S-acyltransferase 18. Bases 601 to 2409 code for a protein of 602 amino acids. The transcript has a single exon. Lineage: Eukaryota; Metazoa; Arthropoda; Insecta; Hymenoptera; Cephidae. Gene Ontology annotation, cellular component: Golgi apparatus; endoplasmic reticulum. The record is from RefSeq and is a predicted model, not a curated record. Gene Ontology annotation, molecular function: protein-cysteine S-palmitoyltransferase activity. Gene Ontology annotation, biological process: protein targeting to membrane; peptidyl-L-cysteine S-palmitoylation.
ACUUUCAUAGAUUUUUCUUUAAUAUUAUAAAGCAUUCGAAAAUAUGGAACGUAGGGACAAAAUGUACGUCUGCUAAAUUAGAAGCAUAUACUUUUACGCGAAACUAUAUAAUUCAAAGUCUCGGAUCAGUUAGACAGGUUACAUAGUUCGACGAGGAAUAGGAAUAUUCUUACAGCCAUCUUGUGGACAACUAAGAAUUUGAAAAUCUCACUUUUAAUCGUAGUUUAUUGCUAUAAAAAAUCCAGAUUGCAAUGAUCAAAAGUUUUGUAGUAUAUAGCAUUUCGUACAUUCAGGACCCCAGUUCCAACUAGUGCUAAAUAGAUAAAGAAAGAAAAAGGGCGCUAGAUAGCGUAAAAGAAGAGUGGAAUUUUUGCCGCAUGUCCAGUACUGAUGGCAGGGUCGCGUUGCCAUGCCACUAUCGAUUUUCAGGAUGCAGGGCGUGGAAAUCGCAUGUAUAUUCGAAGUCUAGUAUUCAGCAAACGCAUUUAGUGCCGCGAUGUUUCUCCACGCACACGCCAUGACCUCAAUCUCGCCGAAUUAGUUUAAUGAUAACCCGGAGUGUCGGCUUCCUGGACGCAAUGUCAAGUGUCGUGUCCAGGCAUGCGAAACACACCGGUUCGGUUUUCGCGCUGUUGCUCGCUUCAGGACGCCUUUGCACCUCCGGAGCAAAGACGAUUUCGUCGGGUGCAUGGAUUGCAGUUGCCGUUGCAUCCGCAGCAGGUUUUUGGUUGGCUGGUCCUAGCUGGAGUAGCUGCAGGAACAUUUCUUGUGAUCCUACCACGACUGCCAUUUCCACUACGGACUCAUCUUCUCCCAGUGAUCAUAGUUGCUCUGGUUCUCCAUGUGAUAACACAUCUCUUCGCUCUCCUACUGGAUCCAGCAGAUCCCAGAGUACGGGCUCGGCCUCGUGCCCAAGUGGUUCCAGAAUUUGAUCGUACCAAGCAUCUUCACGUCAUUGAGAACGGUCGUUGUCAUUUGUGCAACAUUACUGCCACUGAGAAGCGCACCAAGCAUUGCAGUGUGUGCAACAAGUGCGUUACAAAAUUUGAUCAUCAUUGCAAGUGGUUGAAUAACUGCAUUGGGGGUAGAAAUUAUUUAGCCUUCAUUGGCUGUCUAGUUUCAGCAAUUAUUGCAUCCUUUAUUGUACUCUGCAUCUCCCUUGCUGAGCUCGUGAUACAUGUAAGUUACAAGGAAUUGUACAACAUCACCAUGGACAAUGUUACUCUGCCAGUACCACCUGCUGGACCUGGUUCGCUGGUAGUCAUAUCUGUUGUUGGAAUCUUGUCUGCUAUUGCAGCAGUACUGCUUAUACAUCUGUGCUUUUUUCAUGGAUAUAUUGCUUGCCUAGGCCUUACUACGUAUGAAUAUGUACGCAGUAAAAGUGAGAGAAAUGCAGUCAAUGCUUUAAAUGCAAACACAGCUUCCUCCACACCUAUCACGUGUUCUUCAUUCUGCAAGGAUAAUACAGACUUACCAGUCCAAUAUCAUUUUUGCAAGUCUGCACCAGAGCGCUGCCCUGAGACUGAAACAAGAAACAUUUAUGUCUGUUCUACGCAUCAAAGUUCCACAGAUUCUAAUGACACAAUCAAAGAGCGUAGGAACUUCCACUUAUAUUUUUCAUAUGAGAGUCGUGCCAGUGAGACCUCCAUCGAGCUCUCAUCUAGAACAUCAAUCCUAGAGGAGCCAGUGCGCAGUCCGCAGCCACGUAUAGAAUUCAAACCGUCCACACCAUCCCCUGUAUCCUGUUGUUUCUCUAUCAUCAGUGGCUCCAGCAACUCUACCAAUACCGGUGAUCGCCAGUCAAGGAAACGCCUAGAUGAGAAUGACAGGGUCAAGACUAAGUCAUCUCGUUGCAACGCGAUGAGACGCAUCAGGACGUUUCUACGUAUGAAAUUAAGGAAAAACGCUAGACAUAGGUCGUCUCUAAAUUCUGACCCUGGUCGGAAUACACGUAAAAACCGUGUCAAUCCAUUAAGCAGCCCCAGUGAAGAUCCCAAGGAGAAGGAAGAUCCUGUGCGCUGCAUCUCUAUGACUCCGUCCCCUACCAGAGAAGAAUCUUUGGUUCAGACGAGGCCACCAGUUAAGCUUCCACCUUUGACUCUACCCACCAGGCAUCGCAAACAUGUGGGAACUGCCUCGGCCAUGUCCUUGACAAUACCUUUAGCUGGUACCAAACGUGGACAGCCUCUUCGAGUACGUAGAGGCAGCUUCCACAAGAGACCAAGAUUCAAGAUUGGUGCUCACAUUACGCAAUCCGCCCAACUCUCGCCGAUCCCAGAAUCUGAACUCUCUAAACCUGCUUCGCCGAGGUCACCGCCCCAGAUAAAUAAUCACUUUACAUUUCCACCGUGUAUUACCGAAUCGACGGAUAAUGCACGUAGCCAGAGUGCCGGUACGGCUGUGACCUGAAGCUCUUACAGGAAAUGUCUUUUGCUGACGUUUAAUAUGAAAAUUGAAUUGAGAAUCUCUGGAAAUUUGUAUACAGGGUGAAACUGCGGUACUCUAGUCGCAUUUGAUGUAUUUAUUAAAUAUUGAUAAUCCCGUCCGUUAUUUUUCGCCCUGUGCACUAUUGGUGCAUUAGGACGCAAAGUUGAUACGUUAAUGCCACAGACAUCCUAACACAGACACACUUAUAUAUAUACGAUACAUUAUAUAUAUGUAUAUUUCACCGAAUUUUUCUAUAUACAAAACCUUGUAUUCAUUUGCGAAAAAAAUAAAUAGAAUUCUCUGUUGAAAAAAUCCUUAUUGUCUUUAUUACUUAUUCUUGUUACCUCAAGUCAGUUGUAUUUUUUUUCCAUAAAUUUAAGUUCACCCAGGUACCUUCGGCACUACCAGUCUGUGCCAGGGUGAGACAUUACUUCCUUUUCACGCAACCGUAUCUAUUCAAUUUUGUUGUCCUGGUCUUUCGACAAGCCACGCAAGACUAUUAUAAGAGGUACCUAUC